Cyprinus carpio (common carp) is the source of this 2125-nucleotide messenger RNA. RefSeq lists its product as uncharacterized. The transcript has 7 exons. The record is from RefSeq and is a predicted model, not a curated record. NCBI's taxonomy places the organism in Eukaryota, Metazoa, Chordata, Actinopteri, Cypriniformes, Cyprinidae. Bases 165 to 1151 code for a protein of 328 amino acids.
ACUACAAGAGCUGCUUCACGCUGCAAUAUGAGACUUUCACUCACGUUUCGGGACAGUUAACAGAACUGUCAGUUCAACUGUUGCAUCGUCACUUACUCAAGUGCUCCAAAGGCUUUCUGUGCGCUCACGGUGAAGUCCAAAGCACGUUGUGCAGUAGGACAGAAAUGGCAGCUUUCACGGGACGACGGCGAAGAGGCAGUGAGGGCAGAAGAAAAGCCAAAAAGAAAAAACACUCCAGCAGUAAGAACAAAUCUGAGAAGAGCCUGAGGACACAACUGACAUUCUACCUCCACUGGUGCCUGUUUUUUUUCCUGCUGCUUGACCUGCCUGGUGCUUCUUCUCUAACUGUGACGGGACAAAAGGGCGGCAAUAUUACUCUGCCAUGUAAUUCCAGCAACAGAGAGGAUUUAUACAUGGUUCUGACUUUUGGGUCCAAAACUGCUUAUGGUACUGGUCAGAGUAAAUAUUAUGAGCACCGUGUGCACAAGAGUGGCAACUGUAACCUCAUUCUGCAAGACUUGAAGACCACUGAUGCUGGAAAAUAUAACUUUAAAGUUUAUGCCAGCGGUCAACUACUAGGAAGCUACAUUUUUGACAUCUGUGUUAAUGUUCAUGUAACAGCACGGGUCGGUGAAGAAGUGAUGUUUGAUGAUCUGCCGCGUGAUGCUGAGAGCGUUGAGUGUUUAACAAACACCAGCUCGAUAGAUGUGUGGAGGAGAGAGCAGGGUGUCCUGACUGAUCGACUGACUGACAGUGAUGGUCACCUGAUCAUUAAAAACUUCAGAUCAAGUGACGCUGGAACAUACAGAGUACUGGACUCAACAGGAGGAGUCCUGGUCACCGUGACGCUCACAGAAUGGGGUACAGAAUCAAAGGACAAACAGGACAGCACACGUGAUGACAAAACUGAAAGCACUAAAAGAGUUUAUGUCUGUAUUGCGGUGCUGGUUCUGCUGGCUCUGAUUGCGUUUACUCUCUUCAUGAUCCAUCGAUGUCUGAACAGGAACAAGGCACAAGAAGUGCCAAUGCAAGAAACUGCACAGGGGCCCGGAUCACCAAACAACAGCAGUGGUCACUUGGUAGUUUGCUUUCAGUGCCAACAGAUCUGCGGAGGAUCCUGUCAACAUAUCAUUCCUGACUGUAUCAGUUGAUUAUUUUGGAUUUGCCGUGAACCAGAGGUCACCAAAUGAACACUACCUACAUAGGAUAAAGGUGAUUCCCCACUGAGCCAGCGAAAGGCCCUAAAAUCUAAUCAGCUGUGCCUUCACAUCUGAUCCAACCAUCUCCCCUCAUCUGCUUAUUCUCAGCUGGGGCUAAGAGAAAAUCCCCCACUCACCUAAACAUUUCAAGACAUCUUCCUUUGACCUAGUCCAACUGAUUCUUAUGGCUUGAAUAUGCAACCCUUUUUAAGGUGAUACCAAUAAGCUGUGAAAAGUAUCAUCAGCAUCUGAUGUGUGUUAUAUGCAGUGGUGGAGGUAACGAAUUACAACUUCUCACGGUACUGUAAUUAAGUAGUUUUUUCGGGUAAUUGUACUUUUUGAGUACAUUUUUAAAGCUGUAGUUGUACUUAAGUACAAAUUAAGCAAAAUAAUCUACUUUGUUACUUUUAAAUCAUAGUUCGUUACUGAGUACGCCCACAAUUUCAUUUGAUAUUCAAACUUUUGACGUCACUUCAGUAGUCGAUAAAAUUAUCAGAUUGUAAAGGGACCAAUAAAAGCGCUGAUAUCUGAACCGGUGUAUUGCAAGGGGAAAAAACGAAAUAUGUGUACUGUAGAUAUUGCUAAACUAACUACAUUAACUAUAGGCUGUAUAUGCACUAAAAAAAAAAAAAACUUUAACGAGCAGCCUAGAAUAUCUUGCACUUUCACAACAUUUAAUUUAAUUUAAUAAUAAUAAUAAUAAUAAACUCUGUUCUCUUCCUCUGUAUCAUUGUUUCUACACUGGUGAUUUUUUUUCAACUAACUUUAUUUAUACCAAACAUGGCAAUAAUCAUAUCUAGAACAUUAAAUUAUUGUUUUGAGGAAAGUAUUAAGACCAGUUCAGACAGAUUCGUGGAAGUAGCCUAUCUUAUAAGCUGAAUAAAAAGCUGAAACGUAAACACAAUAAACUCAAGACUGCAGCAAUA